Messenger RNA from Meira miltonrushii, 1887 nucleotides. Its product is annotated as RNA-binding domain-containing protein. Bases 1 to 1659 code for a protein of 552 amino acids. The transcript has 2 exons. Gene Ontology annotation, molecular function: RNA binding. NCBI's taxonomy places the organism in Eukaryota, Fungi, Basidiomycota, Exobasidiomycetes, Exobasidiales, Brachybasidiaceae. The record is from RefSeq and is a predicted model, not a curated record.
AUGGCACCUAAAAAACAAAAACAGUCGCUUGCCGACUUCUUGGCUGACGAAACUACCGGAAAGGUUGAUUGGGCAGAUGACUUUGACGAUCUUCCAGCAGCUCCACUCCCAAGAGCCGAUCGUGGAAUCCCACAACGUGGUUCGGAUUGGCUGUCUUCUAUGCCUGAUCGUGCUGAUCGCGAUCGUUCUUCCGGCUUAGGUUCAGAAAGACAAUCUUAUCCUGCUCGUGAAGAAUUACCUCUUCCAACUCAACCGCCUUAUACAGCUUUUAUCGGUAAUCUCUCGUUUGACGUUUCAGAAGAAGAUAUCGCAAGCUUUUUCGCACCCGACCAAACCACAAGUGUUCGUCUCGUUACCGGUGGUGAUGGACGUGCAAAAGGCUUCGGUUACGUCGAAUUCGAAGCUCUCGAUGGUCUCAAAAAUGCUCUCACCAAAUCUGGAUCUCAAUUAGCAGGCAGAACAGCUCGUGUCAGCGUUGCUGAACCCAGAGAAGCCAAAGGUCCAGCAUUCUCUAGCGUGGCUGAAGAAGCUACCCAAUGGCGUCGUGCAGGACCUCUUCCUCCUUCUUCCGACGGAGCUUCUGGACCUGGUCGUCGCGGUGGAGAUCGUCCAGGCUACAACCGAUUCGAAUCGAGCGGCGGUAGUAGCGGUUUCGAUAAUAUGGACGUUGUCGCGGGCGGCGGUCGUUCUGGAUUCGGAUCAAAGUUUGCUCCAUCUGCUCCUCGUGAACCACGUAGAAAUGUUGAGCCUCUUGAACCAAGUCAAGGUGAUAAUGCAUCAGAUUGGAGAACAGGUAAACCGGUUAGCGAAAUGGCAUCUCCCAUGCAUUCUUCUCGUCGUCCUUCGGCAAGUCCGGCAGCAGCAGGCGCAGAAGGUGGACGUGCACCUUCUUUCCGUCGUCAUGGUGACGCUACUGAAGUGGAUGAGAAAUACUCCAACCAAGAAAGACUUGGUUUCGGAUCCAAAUUCGUCGCUACACCUCCAGACUCUCCCUCCGUUCAAAAACGAUCUGGUUUCGGCUUUGACCGAAGAAAUAAAGACGCUGCCGCCGCCGCACCGGCAAGUGCUGGAGAUGGUGCUGAUACAUGGCGAUCAGCUCGUCGUACAAGCGCAAAUGGCCCUGCAUCAAAUGGUGCAAGCAAGAGUGCUGAAGGUACAUCUGGCGAACCUGCUCAAAGGAAAAAGUUGGAAUUGAAACCACGCUCGACACCUGUUGGAGGAGAUGCACCUGCCGAUGCAGCUUCAUCUGAUAAAGGCAACAAUCCAUUCGGCAAUGCCAGACCAGUUGAUGCUUCGGACCGUCAACGUGAGAUCGAAGAAAAGAUGGCACAACGCGAAAAAGAACAUAAAGAAGAGGAACGUAAACGUCGUGAAAAGCAAAAGAGUGAACGUGGAAAGUCGUCAGACAAUGGAGAUGGCGCUGCACGAUCGAACACUGUUUCAAAUGAAAAGGCCGUCAAUGGAGAAGGAGUGAAAUCACCAACAACAACAGCUGCUGCCACACCUAAACAGCCAGCACCAACUGGCGCUUGGGGUGGCGGUCGCAAGCCAAGCGGUGCAUUAGCAGGAAAUCAAGAAGGAAGUACAGAACAAUCAACAAACUCUGACGUUGAUGCUCUGACAAGUAAUGUAGAAGCUGUCUCCGUCAAGGAUGCAUAAAAAGAUUAUUGAUAUUGUAUAAUGGAUCGCAAGGUGUAGUUCCUUUCUGUGGCUACAUUCAAAUGGACGAUAGGCUUUUAUUCGAAAUUUUCCUCCUUUUUUUCUUCUAUCGAUCUUUUGGCAAAUGAGCGCAUUUGUACUCGUAAUUGGGAUUGCAGGGAUCUUCAUAUGGUACUGCUUUUGCUUUUCAAGACUGUUUUGUCGAUCUUGUCACCGUUUAUCACCUGU